Messenger RNA from Clonostachys rhizophaga, 1002 nucleotides. The record is from the annotation of a GenBank genome assembly. NCBI's taxonomy places the organism in Eukaryota, Fungi, Ascomycota, Sordariomycetes, Hypocreales, Bionectriaceae.
AUGGGUAUCGAAGACUUCAAAGACGGGCUACCCGAAUCUGCCUACACCCAUGACCAGAUUUCGAGAUGGCUGGAGCGCAUUCAAUUGCCUGCAUUUUAUCCUCAAUCCCCGCAAGAGUUCCCAAAGACCGAGGAGUCUCUGCGCACCUUAAUGAGAUGCCAAAUCACUACGUUUCCGUAUGAAAAUCUAUCAGUUCACUACUCUGACACUCAUUUGGUCGACAUCAACCCGGAGUCUAUCUAUCGCAAGCUCCUGGGACCCGAGAAUGGUGGCAGAGGCGGAUAUUGUAUGGAAUUGAGCAUCUUUUUCUACCACAUGCUCCGCGGCCUCGGCUUCCACGUGUAUAUGACCGGGAUUAGAAAUCGUACACGAACAAAUGGCGUGCCUGGGGGGGAGUACCAAGGAUGGACGCACAUCAACAACAUAGUACACCUUCCAUCAGGUGACAAGCUCUCGGUUGAUGUAGCUUUUGGAGGCGAUGGGCCCAUCAAUCCGCUGCCGAUGGUAGAGACUGGAAACCCUGUUCAGAAUCUGGGUGCCCAGCAAGUCCGACUUGUGCAUGAGACGAUUCCGAAGCAGGGACUGAGAUCCCCAUUAUGGAUAUACCAAUAUCGAAACAGUGCCCAUCUUGAUUGGAAUUCUUUCUACAGCUUUGCCGAGAUUGAGUUCUUCCAGGAGGAUUUCGAAGUCAUGAAUUGGUUUGCAGGUGCCAAAACACUGCAUAGAUGGAAUGUCCUUGUCGUCCGCUUUCUCAGAGAAGGAGAAGACGUGCUGUUUGAUGACAAGUUUAAGCCAAGGCGUGAUAUCGACCAGGUCAAAGUUGUUGGAAAGGUUAUGCUUGUCAGCGAUGUAAUCAAAGUGAAUCUUGGGGGAAAGACAAACAUUGUCCACACUAUGCAGACAGAGACGGAGCGCGUCAAAGCACUACGCGAUUAUUUUGGCAUUCAGCUAAGGAAGGACGAGGUGGAGAGUAUUCGAGGUUGGGACAUGGCGCUCAAGUAA